Molecule: messenger RNA, 327 nt
Organism: Perkinsus marinus ATCC 50983
Lineage: Eukaryota; Perkinsozoa; Perkinsida; Perkinsidae
Exons: 1
Source: RefSeq, a predicted model, not a curated record
AUGCUCGAUGACAUAGAAGCUCCAUCACUAUUCACUACUCUUAAAAGCGUGUGCAAGUCCAUAACUGAGAUAGACGUCAACGGCAAUCCUCCAGGAUGCAAUGAACUCUUCCUACCCUUCAAUGGUGCUAAGAUUAUUCACAACAUACUUCAGCAAGGCCUGCCUGAUCAUCAUCAUCCUGUCCAGAAAAGGCCACCACCACCUCACCAUCGUCGAUCAGCAGGGGAGUGGGAGGUCAUCCUCACUAGGCUCUUGUCGAGUAUUAUCAACGAUGCUCUGAAUAAGGUUUCGGGGAGGAGGAUGAAGGACAGGAAGCCCUACAUAAGG